Aedes albopictus (Asian tiger mosquito) is the source of this 4352-nucleotide messenger RNA. RefSeq names its product tropomodulin-1 (gene tmod). The record is from RefSeq and is a predicted model, not a curated record. Gene Ontology annotation, cellular component: myofibril; cytoskeleton. Gene Ontology annotation, molecular function: tropomyosin binding. The coding region runs from base 394 to 1755 and encodes 453 amino acids. The transcript is spliced from 9 exons. Lineage: Eukaryota; Metazoa; Arthropoda; Insecta; Diptera; Culicidae. Gene Ontology annotation, biological process: pointed-end actin filament capping; actin filament organization; myofibril assembly.
AGACAAGAAAACGGUCACAAGUGAUUUGAUACUAGCUGCUGGUGCUACACCUAAAGGAUUACGUGUGUUCUCUGUGGUGUGGUAUGGUGAUCGAGUGGAAGUGUUUUUACCGAAGCACACUUGCCUAAUAGCAGAAACCGAAAGCGUGGACAGGAGUAAAUUUUCAAGUGUUUCAGCUUUGAAGAGUGCAGAGUGUGUGUAUUUACGGCUACUAGUGGCUCAUAAAAGGAAACCGAUUUCGCGAAAAAUUUGCAACUGAGCAAAGCUAAGAGCGAAAAAUAUUGAAGAAGGAAAAAACGACGAAGUGAAUCCGAGUGAGUGAUUAGUGAGCUUCCAUCCGAACGUAGCUGGUCGGUGAGAGAUUAAGGCAGAAAAGGAUUGGUAACUGGCGCCAUGGCAGACACCUACGAUGAGUACGAAGAAACGCACACCGUUACGAGGAAAUCGGUGACCACCUUCAAGAUCGAGGAAACUUCAUCAUCCACCACAACCAAAACCAUCACAACACCCGCCAAGCUCUACGGCAAAGAUCUCGGUGCGUACGAUGAUGUUGACGUGGACGAACUGUUGGCACAGCUCUCCCCGGAGGAGAUCACCAUGCUGGCCAAGGAAGUCGAUCCUGAUGAUUCAUUUUUGCCCCCAAGCCAGAGAACCAACUACGAGUGUACCAAGGAUCCCACCGGUCCCUUGGACCGGAAAAAGCUUAUAGAUCACAUCAACAAACAGGCUCUGGAAACACCGGAUAAACCCGAAUUGGAACCAUUCGUACCGGGAAUGGUUCGAGGCAAAAAGUGGAUUCCACCCCCGGUGGAGCGGAAGCUCCAGGAAGCCGCAGAACAGAUUGCCAUCGAUAUGGGUGACGAGUACGAGCAAGCGCUGAACGACGCCACCCAGGAGGAAAUUAUCGAUCUGGCUGCCAUUCUCGGGUUCCACUCGAUGAUGAAUCAGGAUCAGUACCACGCAUCGUUGCUCAACAAGGGCCAACCGGUCGGACUGGGAUGGGACGGCAUCACCAAGUCCUCCAUUCAGAAAGUGUACCCCGCAGAAAAGCCCAACAUGACCGACCCGGAGGAAACGAUCAAGAGAAUAAAGGACGACGACAGCUCGCUGGUGGAUGUGAACCUGAAUAAUAUUAAGACCAUUUCCGACGAGCAGUACGAGAAGAUGUUCGAGGCCCUGCAGAGCAAUACCCACCUGGAAGUCCUCUCGCUGACCAACGUCGGCCUGACCGAUCGCACCGCCCUGCUGCUGGCGGCCGCGAUCGAACGCAACCACACCCUGCGGGUACUCAACGUGGAAACAAAUUUCAUCAGCCCGCCGGUGAUCGUAACGCUGGUGAAAUCCCUGCUCACACAGAUGACCAUCGAGGAGUUCCGAGCCUCCAACCAGCGAUCGCAAGUGCUGGGCAACAAAAUCGAGAUGGAAAUCACUGACCUGGUGGAGAAGAACACGACCCUGUUACGGCUAGGUCUGCAUCUGGAGUUCAACGAUGCCCGCCACCGGGUGGCCGCCCAUCUGCAGCGUAACAUCGAUAGAAUUCGUGUCGAUAAGAAAGACGGCCGAUCGUCACGUGGCAGCCUCUAUCGACCGCAUCACGUCGAGGAACGAAUGGACGAGCUCGUGGGCGUCGAAGAGGAAGAGGAAGAAGAGGAGGAAGAGGAAGAGGUGCACGCGGUACCUCAGGACUACGACGUCGAGGAAGAUCCGGACAAUAUCGUCAUUCGUCCGCCACCAUCCGACGACGAGGAUAUGUAAUGACAAUGCCAAGAGAAAGCGAUUCGCUCUUUGUUUUCGUUUCAAACCAAAUUUUUGCCGCUUAAUUUUUAUGCACUCACGCUGCUAGUUUUCCGCAUCCUAAACUUUAGUGUUUUAACCAAUAAGUCAAGAAGAAAGCAAGGCUGAUACCAAUAUCCGGAAAUCCACUGUAUAUUAGCAAAGUCUACAAAAGCCAGACAGCAGUUCAACUACCUGUAUUGCCAUUUUCAAGACAACAUUCACCGUAGCCGAACACAGAGUAUUAAACCUACAACGAAACUCGCAAAUGGUACAGAUAGGACUAGUGAUUUGCGCAUGCGCUCGCUUAUGUUGUUACUGUUCAGUUCUCAUACUUACACAUUGUUUACAGACCAUCAGACGUAACAUAGUAGAAGAAAUAUGCACAUUGCUUCAUACUUAUGCCAUUUGAGGAACGUACUUUUCUCGAUAAUCAGUCACUCAGAACUUCCUAACUUCUACGAUGUUACGUCUGUGUGGCUUCUCUUUCUAUCCUCUUCCGGAUCUAACACUUAUUAAACUCUGUUGUCACAUAUACAGAUAGACACUUGCGUUGUACUCUGGAUGCAGGCAAGUUACAAUGUUCAGCAGGUGCAAGGUUGCCCAAACAAACAAAAAACUUUUACGUACUGGGAGAUUGUAUAGGGAUUACUUAGUUUUCUUUCAGACUGAAAAAAAAACACACACACAAAUGUAUUCCACAUGCUAGAACACAGCUUACCUAUCAGGAAGAUUGGGUUCUACAAACUGGGGUUAAUGGUCUCCUUGGCGAAGCUCAGUGGUGCCAUAAAUGAGAAAAAAAAAUGAGAAAACCCGAAUACCUUUACGUACCGCGUAUUAGCGUGCCUAAUUUCGGCGGAAAGCCAUGCUCUGAAAUAGUCCCCACUGACUGUGUGCACAGGAUCGUAGGUACAUCACUUGAAUUUUGCAGUUUCUCUUUGAACUAGGAAGAUUCAAAAGAAACCUGGAUAUUUCGAUGGAUGCUUUUGAAAGAGUUCGAAAUCUCAAAAGAGUAAUGGUGCAGAAUUCAGAGAUUCCUUCAGAGAUUUGCUUGGAAGUCUAUCCAGGAUUUCUUUUGAACACCUUCUGGAAGACCUUCUUGACUUUCUAUCGGUACUUGCGGUCUUGACUUUCUAUUUGGUUCUACGGUUACUUCCGGGUUUUUUUUCGGAUUUUUUCCCGAAAUUCCUUCCAGGAUUUCACCCAAAGCUUACCCUCAAUUUCUCCAAUAGUUCCGUCAAGGAAGACUGUUACAGAUUUUCGCGGGAUUUCUACAUGAGUUUCUCCUGAGAUUUCUCCUGAGGUGCUUCUCUUUCCGUACACAAACUCGAAACAACGACGGAUGGCGCAAAGUGAACGUGAACUGGUCGGUCACUGUUUACUGUUGGCGCCAAAUAAUGAACUCCUGGCCAGCAAACUUCUGAAUCACACACUCUUUACCUUUUCAUCGAUCAACCAACUCUCGAAAGAACUUCCGAAUCUUCCGUGCACCACUGUUUACCUUUUGCGAUGACUAUCCAACUCCCGAAAUUCCGAAUCUUCGCGUACUUUGUUUACUUUUUGCACCGACUAACCAACUCCCGAUAAGCGAAAUUUUGAAUCUUCCGCGCACAUUGUUUAAUUUCUGCGCCGACUAACCAACUCCCUAUAAGCGAACUUCCGAAUCUUCUGCGCACUUUGUUUACGUUUUGCGGCGACUAACCAACUCCCGAUAAGCGAACCUCCGAAUCUUCCGCGCACUUUCUUUACUUUUGCGCCGUCUAACCAACUCCCGAUAAGCGAAUUUUUGAAUCUUCCGCGCACAUUGUUUACUUUUUGCACCGACUAACCAAUUCCAAGUUCCGAAUCUUCCGCGCAUACUGCUUACUUUUCCGUCGACUAACCAAAUCCCACGUGAACUUCCGAAUCUUUGGUGCACACUGUUUACUUAUUGCGCCGACUAACCAACUCCCGAUAAGUGAACUUCCGAAUCUACAGCGCACCUUGUUUACGUUUUGUGCCGACCAUCCAACUCACGAUAAGCGAAAUUCCGAAUCUUCUGCGUACACUGUUUACUUUUCUGUCGACUAACCAACUCCCGCGCGAACUUCCGUUUACUUUUACUUGUUGUUUACUGUUUGCGUCGACCAGCCAACUCCCGAUAAGAAAACUUCCGAAUCUUCCGCGCACUUUGUUUGCGUUUUGCGCCGACUAACGAACUCCCGAUAAGCGAACUUUCGAAUUUUCCGCGCACUUUGUUUACAUUUUGUGCCGACUAACAAACUCCCGAUAAGCGAACCUUCGAAUCUUUAGCGCACUUUGUUAACUUUUUCGCCGACUAACCAACUCCCGAUAAGCGAAUUUUCGAAUCUUUCGCGUAUACUGUUUACUUUUUCAGUCGGCUAACCACCUCCUGGAACGCAAAAUUCAGAAUCUUCCGCGCACACUGUUUACUUUUUCGUCGGCUAAACUGUUUACUUUUUGUGCCAACUAAUCAAUUCCCGGUAAGCGAACUGAUCUGAAACUUCCUCUGUAAUUAAUCAUUGGAUUUCAACUGCUACAUUUCCAGAGGUAAUCCCGGCGUCCCAAAGGUUCUCCCA